AUGGCGGAGAGAAUAAUAAAUCUCACCCUAGAGAUCCUCUUCCGGCUUACUGGAGAGGACUGCACAGUAGUGAAGAAGACCUCUAGUGAGUGCUGUCAGGACCCUGUGUCUGAAGGAUGGGGAAGAACUCUGAGCCCAAUCAUGGGGCCUCCAUCUCAGUCCCUGAUCCAUGAGGAAAUCAAUAGAGAGAAGAUCCUAGAACUCACCAACAAGAUGAUUGAGCUGCUGACUGGCGAGGUUCCUAUAAGGUGUCAGGAUGUCACCGUCUAUUUCUCCAUGGAGGAGUGGGAGUAUGUAAAAGGACACAAAGAUCUGUACAAGGACAUCAUGAUGGUGGAUCACCGGCCUCUCAUAUCACCAGUUAUGGAAGUGAGAACAACACCCGAGAGAUGUCCCAGUCCACAUCUUCCACAGGAUAAUUCAGAAGAACAUCACUAUGUCCCACAGGAUGAUCAGGUAGAUGAAUAUGAGGACAUCAUGAUGGAGGAUCACCGGCCCCUCAUACCACCAGAUCUGGUCAGUAGUUCAUACCUUAUCCGUGGUCUGCCCGGAGCCCAUACAAACCGAGUGAAGAAGCGUUUCAGUUGCAACCAAUAG
Messenger RNA from Bufo gargarizans (Asiatic toad), 597 nucleotides. RefSeq names its product gastrula zinc finger protein XlCGF66.1-like. The transcript has 5 exons. Lineage: Eukaryota; Metazoa; Chordata; Amphibia; Anura; Bufonidae. Gene Ontology annotation, biological process: regulation of DNA-templated transcription. The record is from RefSeq and is a predicted model, not a curated record. The coding region runs from base 1 to 597 and encodes 198 amino acids.